AUGAAACAGCAUCGGUUUGCGUUGAUCGACUUCGAUCUUUGGAAAGCACUGAUUGCUCGCCCUAUAUCAGCGCUACUGUCAAGCAACAUGAUGAGUGUUCGGUCAAUGUUUAAAAUAUGCUGGGGAGUAUCAUUUCUAUCAUACACAGCAAGUAUAGUAGUGAAUUACACAGCGGAUACAAUGCCGACUUCAUUUCAACUGACAAAUUAUUCAACUGAAGCCUCGCAUACGACUACUCCGCGGUCGACUGACCCCAACGAGGACGUUGUCGCAAUGUUCUUGGAACAAGUCGAAAAAUACGAACAAAAUAAAGAAAAUUGUACUACAGGUACUCAAUACAAUCUCGGCAAAGGUGUCAUUCAGCAGUAUGGAAAAAACAGAUUCAAACCACAGGCACUGGUAUCAGUAAACCGCGCCAACUUCCUAACUAGAAUUUGGCGCGAAGCAGAAUCGAAAGUAGUCGAUUCGGAAUACCUCUUUUAUUCGCAAGUGCGCAAUAUGUUGGAAGGUGACCCUGAAAUAUUCGCAGCUGGAAACUGCUACGACUAUAAGGAAUUUAAAAGUUAUAUAAUGUUUUGUCCGUAUGCAUAUCGUACGGAUGACGGAACAAUUAAUGUGAAGGACCUUUCCAUUGCGUAUCCCUAUCUUGGAAAUGAUUCCGAAUGGUUCCAUUCGGCACGCAUGCGAGCUAGCAAAGUUCAUAACUUCAACUACACCAUAGGGACUACUGAGCCACGCUAUAACCAGACUACUCAUCUUGAAGCUGUGCAGGACAAGGUUAUCACAGUGACGUAUGACGAUGGACACUGGUCUCGCCCUUACUUUGAUUGUGGGGGCGGCUAUAUUUGGAUGAUGACAUAUACGGUUCCAUUUUUUGGCUUCAAAGAUGGAAAGUUCAAGUUCAAAGGGACAAGUGGUAUCGACAUAGCCUUACAGAAAGUAGAUAUUGACCAAUGUCCGCAGCCUGAAGGGGCCACAGAACCAAACGUCUUUGCGGGCUCAGCUCGAUGUAAACCCUCCACAACCAGGUGUGAGCCAAUUCCACGAUUGGGGUUCCGUCGUGGUUCAUACAAAUGUGUUUGCCUCGAUGGAUAUUACUUUCCAAACCUUGAUUCGCCUCAUCGCUACUUCAAUGGUACCGAAGUGGAGUACGAGUACGCCAAAAGGUCGAGGGGGGAAGAGAACGUGUAUGAUAUAUCGUUUGAAUGCCUGCCAUGCGCAGCCGGAUGUGACACCUGCGAGGAUCCCUCUCCCUGUAUCCUAACACUUAACUGGAUGCAGCGUAGCGUCGUUCUGGGUGUCUCGGGACUCAUCAUGUGUUGCAUUCCUUUACUGAUAUGGUUUACGGUGCAUUAUCGAGAUGUCAAGGUCCUUAAGGCAUGCAGUCCUGUCUUGAUGAGGAUAAUUCUCGUUGGAGCAUUUCUUUUGUAUUGUCCGUUAAUUGUUGGAUACUUCGAAGCAACAGUUAUCACCUGCAUUUUGAGAUUUUGGUUUAGAGAAAUUGGAUUUUCAAUAUCCUAUGGGGCCCUUCUUUUGAAAACAUGGCGAAUUUCGGUCGUCUUCCGGGUGAGGUCAGCACAACGUGUGAAAAUUUCUGACGCAGACCUCAUCAAACGUCUUCUCAUCAUCAUUUUCGUCUGUGCAGCUUAUCUCACAGCGAGGACUAUAGCCGGCACGCCGAGAGUUAUAGAAGGUCGUAAUGUAGAUGACCUGAAGGCUUUCCAGUGUUCGGCAGAUUGGUGGGACCAUUCGGCAGCUAUCGCGGAAUUAAUAUUCCUACUGUGGGGAAUUCGCCUGUGUAUAGUCGUGAGAAAAGCGCCUUCAGAAUUCAACGAGAGUCGCUUUAUUAGCUGGGCAAUCUACAACGAGACACUGCUUUCCUUAUUUCUUAAUGUUUCCAUGAUAUUUUUACAAGAUCCUUUCCCCACGAAUCCGGACCUUCUCCUUUUAGUUCUAUUUAUACAUACACAACUUACCACCACUGUUACGUUAGCUUUUUUGUUUGGAAGUAAGGCCUACCUGGUGUACAAAGGUUACAAAGGAGAAAACAGUAAUCAUACAACGAUGAUAAGUAAAGGUUCCAAGCAGCACCUCAACUCCAGUAAACCCUCAUCGACCCUUAACGCCUCCGUAUGUAAUUCUUCCUGUAAUUAUAACUACUCGGAGAAGGGGGACGAAGCGGAGUGUGAAAGCUUGCUAGAAAAAGAUAUACAGGAAGAGUUUCGGCGACUUUACACUCAACUUGAGUUCUUAAAACAGAGGAAUAUGAAAAUAGGAAAUAGACAUCUCCAACAUAAACUGUCUGCGAUGACAGAAGCAGCCCAGAAGGAGGAUUCGCCUAAUUCCUCGCCCUCUUCCCCAAGUAUGAACGGGAAACGGGUUGUGAUAAAUCUGGACUCAUUCAAGGAGGCGACAACUUUAUAGCACAUCUGUCCUGUUUCAUUCGUAAAGGAUUGGUGUCUUUUUCUUGAAAGGAACAUUAUAUUGAAUACAUAUGUUCAACUAUGUUAAAAAUAUAAGGCGUUGAUUCAGCACUCUUGAACGAUUGAAAUAAUAUGCAUCUGUUGUGAUAUGAAAUGAUUAGGGACAAACUUAAAUGACUAAUUGUAUGGCUGUGUGAAUACGCAGUUGUAUG
Molecule: messenger RNA, 2635 nt
Organism: Ylistrum balloti
Lineage: Eukaryota; Metazoa; Mollusca; Bivalvia; Pectinida; Pectinidae
Product: probable G-protein coupled receptor 158
Exons: 14
Coding region: 1-2424 (807 amino acids)
Biological process (GO): G protein-coupled receptor signaling pathway
Cellular component (GO): membrane
Molecular function (GO): G protein-coupled receptor activity
Source: RefSeq, a predicted model, not a curated record